Molecule: messenger RNA, 1095 nt
Organism: Vanrija pseudolonga
Lineage: Eukaryota; Fungi; Basidiomycota; Tremellomycetes; Trichosporonales; Trichosporonaceae
Exons: 4
Coding region: 1-1095 (364 amino acids)
Source: RefSeq, a predicted model, not a curated record
AUGCCGCACCCCCGUCCCCUGGUGGUGCAGGAACCAUUCGUGGACGAGUGGCUCGAGACGGGCCUGCGCCCCACUGACAGCCGCUGGAUUGUCACCCUCGACGUGUCCGAGGUCGCAUCCCACCCUCACCCAGUCGUCGUACCGCCAACGGACAACAGCUCUUUCGACAGGCACGACGACCGACCCCCUCCCGUGUUCCGCGAAACCGGUAUUACCACGUUCCACGUCACCACCUCGUGCGCCGUCGGCGUAAAGACUCUCAUCGACAUGAUGUCGGGAGUGAUUUCAGACCCGGCCCGAGCCAUGUUCGUGGUGGUGUCCGACCGCAUUAGCGUCGCCACUCAGCUGGCCGAGAUUGGUCCACGGCACGCAUCAUGCCGUGUCAUCAAGCAGGACUUCAUCUUCGACUGUAUGAAGGCCGGAGCCUUCCUCGGUCUAGACAAGUACCUCGUCACUACUCUUGCAAUCGAGGCCGAAGCUGAGCGCGCUGUGCCCAACGGCAAUGUGCCGGUACCGACUCAAGUUCAACCUCAGCGCAACUCGACCCUCGUUCAAGACACCGGCAGCUGGGGACCUCGUGUUGACCGCCCGUCUACGCCCGUCAAGACCGAGCCACCCGAGCCCGAGGAGUCCAGUUCUUCGCCAGUCCGCGACCGUCGCGACUGGCGCCGCCCCGACAGCGCUGGCGCCCCAGCCCCAGGCUCGCGACUCUCGCCACAUCCCGGUCUCCCUCCCCCUCUCGCUCCAUCGGCCUUCAUCGCGUCCACCGCUCAUGAUCUCGGUCCGCGCUUCACCCGCGCCAACUUCCACAUUGACUGGAGCAACAACGCGGUCGCUGGGUCUAGCCGCCAAUCUCACUGGCUCGGGGGCGACCUCCCCUCGGACCCGUCUGAGAUUGUGCAACCGUACUCUCCCGCGAUCAACGGCACGCCCAAUGGCCAGCACACCGUCCACCCCGGCCGCGCCGAGUUCGUCGCGCAGGCCAACGCCGCCGCUCGAGAGGUCAACGACUCGACCAAGAAGAAUGCUGGCGGGUAUGCCAACCACUCGUACCGGCCCAAGGACGACGACGCGAUGGAUGUCGACGAGUGGUGA